AUGGGCAAAGACCACAUUAGAGCAGUAUCACCUACCGGAUUGUUCAGAGCAGCGUUGAAUAAUGAAUAAUGCAAGCGAGGUGUUUUGGGAGUUUUCGCAAUUGAUAGCACUAACGAAUCUAACCUAUUACAAUGAAUCUGAUGGAGCUGGUUCGGUGACGCUCGAUGUAAACUGUUGCUCAACUGUACCAGAUUUUACAAACUACUUGGAGUCGCUACCGAACGACAAAGCCGGUCUGCUGGCAUUCUUGUUUCUAUUUUCAUUUGCUACCGUGUUCGGUAACUCACUUGUAAUACUAGCAGUAAUACGUGAACGGUAUCUCCAUACAGCGACCAACUACUUCGUAACCAGUCUAGCAGUGGCCGACUGUCUGGUUGGUUUAGUAGUGAUGCCCUUUUCUGCGCUGUACGAGGUACUAGAGAACACAUGGUUCUUCGGAACAGACUGGUGUGACAUUUGGCGGUCACUGGACGUGCUGUUCAGUACUGCCUCCAUUCUAAACUUAUGUGUCAUUUCGCUCGAUCGAUACUGGGCAAUCACAGAUCCGUUUUCCUACCCGAUGAAAAUGACGCGCCGAAAAGCGGUAGCUCUAAUAGCUGCUGUAUGGAUUUGCUCAAGUGCGAUCAGCUUCCCAGCGAUACUAUGGUGGCGAGCAGUUCGCGAAGCGGAUAUGCCACCGUACAAGUGCACGUUCACGGAACACCUUGGUUAUCUUGUGUUUUCCUCCACUAUAUCAUUUUACCUGCCGUUGCUAGUGAUGGUAUUCACGUACUGUCGGAUAUACCGAGCAGCCGCCAUUCAGACGCGCUCACUUAAGCUCGGCACUAAACAGGUGCUGAUGGCUUCUGGCGAACUGCAGCUCACCUUACGAAUACACCGUGGCGGUACCACGCGUGAACGCAUCCCACGACUGACUGAGCAACAGCAGCAAGAUCAAUUGCAACCGCCUGCCCAUCAGCCUCUAUCCAGUCAACAGCAAACACCACUCAACAACCAGCAUCAACAGCAUACCGCUAAUUCCACUCCGGAGGAUCCUGACGAUGAACCACUGUCAGCGUUACAGAAUAACGGACUCACUGGGCGGCAUCGGACGCAUAUGGGGAAAAAUUUCUCGCUAUCACGCAAACUGGCUAAAUUUGCCAAAGAAAAGAAGGCAGCCAAAACGUUGGGCAUUGUGAUGGGAGUGUUUAUUGUCUGCUGGUUGCCGUUUUUUGUAGUCAAUUUACUAUCCGGAUUCUGCAUGCAUUGUAUCGCGCACGAAGAAAUCGUGUCGGCCGUAGUGACCUGGUUGGGGUGGAUAAAUUCUAGCAUGAAUCCUGUUAUUUACGCCUGCUGGAGUCGUGAUUUUCGAAGAGCUUUCGUACGGAUCCUGUGCGUGUGCUGUCCGAGGAAGAUAAGACGCAAAUACCAACCGACGAUGCGCUCUAAGGCAUCACAGAGAUUUGCCUCGAGACGAUGCUACUCAACCUGCUCACUGCACGGGAUACAGCAAGUGCGGCAAAACUCAUGCGAACAGACGUACAUUUAGUUUUCACCAAACCGGCU
Molecule: messenger RNA, 1545 nt
Organism: Anopheles maculipalpis
Lineage: Eukaryota; Metazoa; Arthropoda; Insecta; Diptera; Culicidae
Gene: Dop1R2
Product: dopamine receptor 2
Exons: 3
Coding region: 62-1528 (488 amino acids)
Biological process (GO): adenylate cyclase-activating adrenergic receptor signaling pathway
Cellular component (GO): membrane
Molecular function (GO): adrenergic receptor activity
Source: RefSeq, a predicted model, not a curated record